CCUUAGUGCGCACUCAGUGUGCACUAGUGCAAGCGCCCGAAUUCGCUAUUAUAUCAUGAUAUUUCCUAUAUCUAUGGUAGUACUAAAUGUACUGAGUAUUUUUUUAGUAAUUUUAAAUACUCUUGAUUAUCAUUGCAAUUACGUAAUAAUAAACAUGUGCUAAUAAUAGGAAUCAUGUUGAUGCAUGAAAAUGUCGAUUUUUAGGUCGAUGGAAGUAAAUAUUAAGAUUAAACUUAAUCAUGUUAUUUAUUAUUCAUCCAUUAAGAAGCUGUCGGCAUAUAUCAUGCAGUUUUGUGCCGAAAUUUUCUGUCCUUAUGUGUUCUGGCUUCUCAAGGCAAAAGUCAACAAAGACUGGGUGCAUAGAAAAACCCACACAAACCUUCAAAGACGGUUAUAAUCAAGUUGGGGCAACAACAGUUCCUUUUGCCAAGAAAGAUUUUGUAUGUAAAAUUGAGAAAGAUCCACAUAAAAUAGAAAAGUCAGAAUGGGCACCUAUAAUAGUUGAUUAUUCCAAGCUUCACAAGCACUAUCUCAAAUUGUCAAAGAUUAAAUUAACAUCUCUAGUCGUAGUAACAACUAUGGCUGGAUAUGCAUUAGCUCCCGCACCGUUUGACUUUCACACAUUUGUAAUGUGUUCCUUAGGCACAGGCUUAGUUUCUGCCACUGCAAAUACAAUUAAUCAAUUUUUUGAAGUCCCUUUUGAUGCGCAAAUGUCGCGGACAAAAAAUCGGGUAUUGGUACGUGGUCAUUUGACGCCUAUUCAUGCAGUAACUUUUGCGGCAGUAACUGGCAUUAUUGGAUUAUCCAUACUCUAUCAUGAAGUAAAUGGUAUCACGGCAGCGCUAGGUGCUACCAAUCUUGUUUUAUAUACGCUCAUAUAUACUCCCAUGAAACGCAUCAGUAUUGUCAACACAUGGAUUGGCUCUGUUGUAGGAGCUAUCCCCCCCCUAAUGGGUUGGGCAGGUUGCACAGGUAGCAUAUUGACACUAGGUGCUUGGAUCUUGCCUGGUAUUUUAUAUGCAUGGCAAUUUCCACACUUUAAUGCUCUUUCGUGGAACCUAAGACCGGAUUAUUCACGUGCCGGCUAUCGAAUGAUGGCUGUUACAAAUCCAGAUUUAUGUCGUAGAACGACUAUGAGAUACACAGCGGUUCUAAUGACUCUGUGUUACUUAGCUCCUGUAUUGGAUGUAACCCAUUGGUGGUUUGCACUGGCUUCGACGCCAAUCAAUGCGUCUUUCCUGUAUCUAGCUUGGAAAUUUAGUAAGCACUCGGAUAGUGCUAAUUCUAGGAGAUUAUUUCGAUUUUCGUUACUUCAUCUACCUCUGUUGAUGAUGCUGAUAUUCUCAAGUAAAAAGUACUGGGCCAGCACGGAAAAACAAGGAGAUAAAAUCGAAUCUCCUCACAGCGAAUCAGCAAAGAAGAAUGAUUUACUGACCAUUUUUACUGCAACACCUAUCGCUACAGCAGCUUCCUCUGUGUAGAGGUAGUUUUUAUUCCGUUGAGCAUGUCAGUGAUAGUACAAAUUCAAUAUCGUUAUAAAUUUCAAGUCUUAAUGAGAUUUUUACAUUACCUCAUUAGCUUUUCAAAAUACGAUAUUGUAAAAUAGACUGUAGAUAUAAUCAAUACUGGACUUGUCUGGUAUUAAUUUAAUCAAUAAACGAAAGUGACAUCAGGA
Temnothorax curvispinosus is the source of this 1675-nucleotide messenger RNA. RefSeq names its product protoheme IX farnesyltransferase, mitochondrial (gene Cox10). Gene Ontology annotation, molecular function: protoheme IX farnesyltransferase activity. Lineage: Eukaryota; Metazoa; Arthropoda; Insecta; Hymenoptera; Formicidae. The record is from RefSeq and is a predicted model, not a curated record. Gene Ontology annotation, biological process: heme biosynthetic process. The transcript is spliced from 7 exons. The coding region runs from base 240 to 1481 and encodes 413 amino acids. Gene Ontology annotation, cellular component: mitochondrion; membrane.